CAGUUCUACAUUCCGAUUUCUCGAUACUCGUAAUUCUUGAGUCUCAUUAUCUUUCUUCAUUUUUUUUCUGUUUCCAAAUUCUUCUUUUUAUUGAAACAUGUAUCGUUUUGCUGCAAAUCUUGCUUCCAAAGCCAGGGUUGCAAGAAACAGCAGCCAACAGAUUGGUAGUAGAUUGGGUUGGAGCAGAAACUAUGCUGCGAAAGAUAUUAGAUUUGGAGUGGAGGCCAGGGCUCUGAUGCUUAAGGGUGUUGAGGAGCUCUCUGAGGCAGUUAAAGUCACCAUGGGCCCGAAGGGGCGUAAUGUAGUGAUUGAGCAAAGUUGGGGUGCCCCCAAAGUGACAAAGGAUGGUGUCACUGUGGCAAAGAGCAUUGAGUUCAAGGACAAAGUCAAAAACAUUGGUGCGAGCCUUGUAAAGCAGGUUGCAAAUGCCACCAAUGAUGUUGCUGGUGACGGUACUACAUGUGCUACUGUCCUAACCCGUGCAAUAUUUGCUGAGGGCUGCAAGUCAGUUGCAGCUGGCAUGAACUCAAUGGAUCUUAGACGAGGUAUUUCCAUGGCUGUUGAUUCUGUGGUUACAAACUUAAAGAGCAGAGCACGAAUGAUAAGUACAUCGGAAGAAAUUGCUCAGGUUGGGACAAUCUCUGCAAAUGGAGAAAGAGAAAUUGGAGAGCUGAUUGCAAAGGCUAUGGAAAGGGUUGGCAAAGAGGGUGUCAUCACCAUUCAAGAUGGAAAGACUCUGUUCAAUGAAUUGGAAGUAGUUGAGGGAAUGAAGUUGGACAGAGGCUAUAUUUCCCCGUACUUCAUCACAAAUCAGAAGAACCAGAAAUGUGAGUUGGAUGACCCUCUCAUUCUUAUACACGAGAAGAAAAUUUCAAACUUAAAUGCUAUUGUCAAAGUAUUAGAGUUGGCUUUGAAGAGGAAAAGACCUCUAGUAAUAGUUGCCGAAGAUGUGGAAAGCGAUGCACUUGCAACUCUUAUCCUCAACAAGCUUCGUGCUGGGAUUAAGGUUUGUGCUAUAAAAGCACCUGGAUUUGGUGAAAAUAGGAAGGCUAGUUUGCAGGAUCUUGCUGCUUUAACAGGAGGCCAGGUCAUAACAGAAGAACUUGGAUUGAAUCUGGAAAAUGUGGAGUUGGAUAUGCUCGGCUCAUGUAAAAAGGUCACAAUAUCUAAGGAUGACACUGUUAUUCUUGAUGGCGCUGGUGAGAAGAAAGCCAUAGAGGAAAGAUGUGAACAGAUAAGGUCAGCAAUUGAAUUGAGCACUUCUGAUUAUGACAAGGAGAAGUUGCAAGAAAGACUUGCUAAGCUAUCUGGUGGUGUAGCUGUAUUAAAGAUUGGAGGAGCUAGUGAAGCAGAAGUUAGUGAGAAGAAAGACAGAGUUACAGAUGCUCUAAAUGCCACAAAGGCAGCUGUUGAAGAAGGAAUUGUACCUGGUGGUGGUGUUGCUCUUUUGUAUGCAUCGAAAGAACUCGAUAAAUUGCCAACAGCCAACUUUGACCAGAAGAUUGGUGUACAAAUUAUCCAAAAUGCAUUAAGGGUAUGAACUUUCAUUGUCGAAUUUUA
Olea europaea var. sylvestris is the source of this 1560-nucleotide messenger RNA. RefSeq names its product chaperonin CPN60, mitochondrial. Gene Ontology annotation, molecular function: ATP binding; ATP-dependent protein folding chaperone. The coding region runs from base 98 to 1540 and encodes 480 amino acids. Gene Ontology annotation, cellular component: mitochondrion; cytosol. The record is from RefSeq and is a predicted model, not a curated record. Gene Ontology annotation, biological process: protein refolding. The transcript has 15 exons. Lineage: Eukaryota; Viridiplantae; Streptophyta; Magnoliopsida; Lamiales; Oleaceae.